AGCAGCUGAUAGACUUUCCCGUGUUCUCUCUCUCUCUCUCUGUGUUUGGACUUUUGACCGCAGAUAGAAAAAACGUCGGGCAGAGUGAGUUUAUGAAAGCGAGAAGGGACUGAAUGAAAAUGACUUGGGACACCGACUAGCAAAGAAACUGAGGUGUUUCUCGAAGCUCUUUCACUUGGAGGAUCUAGAAUAAACUGGUGUGUUCGUGUGUAAAGCCAUGGAUCCACCGCUAACUGGCGACUCGUCCGCCCCAAAACUCGGCCCCUCGACUCCCGCCACCCUCAGGGCCGGCCCCUCCUCAUCCAGCUCUUCUGCUAACACUGCCACACCAACCUCAGACCGGCCGAGGCCUAAACUCACCAUGCCAACGCCUCCAGCCACACCCUCUCCUCCCUCCGCUGCCUCCCCUCGGACGUCUCCAGGUCUUUCUUCCCGCUCCACGUCCUUGUCCACACCGCCAGCCUCACCUCUUCGCCAGCCCAUCAGGAGCCUCUCUCAGGUGGGCAGAUCUCAGCUCAACGCAGCCUCUACAGUGAAUCCCCGACCAGGAUCCUCAGCUGCUGCCCCGGCUCCUCAGCCUCCUCCCACACCUGAACCAGAGGAGCCAGAGGAGGAGGUGACUUUUGAAGAUCUGGAGCAAAGAGCAAAGUCAGGAGAUGCUAAAGCACAGACCAAGAUGGGGCGUUACUUCCUGGUGCUUGCAGAAGAAAGAGAUGAGGAACUGAACAACUGCACAGCGGUCACCUGGCUGAUCCAGGCGGCCAAACAAGGCCGCAGGGACGCCGUCAAACUGCUGCAGCAGUGCUUAGCCUCCAGAAAAGGCAUCACCUUGGAGAACUUUGAGGAGGUGAAGAAGUUGUGCACAGAGACACGCUUCGAGAGAGGAGUGAGGAAAGCGGCACUGCUUAUGUACUGGAAGUUGAAUCCAGAGAGGAAGAAGUCUGUAGCCAUUUCGGAGAUGCUAGAGAACGUUGAACACGUCCACACAGAGCCAGGACACCCAGUCUCCCCUGGUCCUCUGAACAGCUCUGCCAAGAAACAAAGGAGAGUCCUGGAGACAAUGGUGACCAGCGAGGCCAAUUCCCAUGUUGGUCUUGACGAUUUUGUUGAGAUGACUAAGAAGUAUGCUCAGGGCAUUACAUCGUCACCAGUAAUGGAUGCCGCAGGAGGCGACGAUGAUGAUGACGACGAUGUCGAUGGUGUAGUGGUGAAGAGUCCCGAUGAGUUGCCCCUGCACCAAAAGCUGCUGAAGUUCCCUCUGCACGCUCUGCUGGAGAUCAAGGAGCACCUCAUCGACUGGGCGUCCCGGGCUGGAAUGCAGUGGCUCAGCGCGCUGAUCCCCACCCACCAUGUCAACGCACUCAUCUUCUUCUUUGUCAUCUCCAACCUCACGAUCGAGUUCUUCAUCUUCCUCAUCCCUCUGUUGGUGUUCUUCCUCGCGUUCUUCUCCCUGGUCAUCUGCACACUGCGGGUAUUUCAGAAUUCAAAAGCUUGGGAAAACUUCCGGGCUCUGACAGACCUGCUGGCUCACUUUGAACCUGGUCUUGAUCUGGAGCAGGCCGAGACCAACUUUGGAUGGACACACUUGGAGCCUUAUUUGUACUUCCUGCUCUCUGUGGUCUUUGUGGUUUUCUCCUUCCCGGUUGCUGAUAAGUCCUGGAUCCCCUGCUCAGAGUUGGCUGCCGUCGCUCUCUUCUUCACUGUCACUGCAUUCCUCAGCCUCCAUGCCUCUGCUCAGCUUUUUGCUCGAAAAGCCCUCCUCACAGAAGUCCUCUCUGGUGCCUGCUCCCUCACUCCCCUCCUGCCAGAGUCCCUCUGGUUCCUCAGGGUCUUCGGGGUGACGGUCUUCACCGUGCCGCUAAUGGACAAUGUGGUGUUAAACCUGGGGAUGCCGUGUCUGCUCUAUGGACAUCUUUUCUACCUCCUCUUCCGUAUGGCCCAGCUGAGAGGCUUCAAGGGCACCUACCUGUGCCUGGUGCCCUAUCUGGUGUGCUUCACCUGGUGCGAGCUCUGCUUGGUGUUCCUCAACAAUGCCACUGCGAUAGGACUCAUCCGCACCUGUGUGGGCUACUUCCUCUUCCUGUUCGCUCUUCCCGUGCUCUCACUGGGCCUGGCCGCAAUGCUCAUCAUCCAGCUACUGCAGUGGUUCCUCGCCCUGGAGCUCACCAAGAUGGUGGUCACACUGACGGUUUGCUUUGUGCCGGUCGUGUUGAGGCUUUGGACCCGCUUCAGCCUAAACCCCAUUGUGGUUUUUCGCUCUUUGUCACGGAGCAGCAUCGUCAAGCUCAUCCUGGUGUGGCUCACUGCAGUGGUGCUCUUCUGCUGGAUGUACGUCUACAGGUCUGAAGGCAUGAAGGUGUAUAACUCCACCCUGACGUGGCCGGAGUACAGCAACCUCUGCGGCCCUCAGGCCUGGAAGGGGUCAAACAUGGCCCAAACGCAGAUUCUAUGCUCUCAUCUGGAGGGACAUCGUGUCACCUGGACCGGACGCUUCAAAUACGUCCGUGUGACAGACAUUGAGAAUGGUCCGCAGUCAGUUAUCAACCUCCUGCCAGUGUUUGUGGGGAACUGGAUGCGGUGCCUGUAUGGUCAGCCGUAUCCUUUGUGUGAGGGGGUUAAAAACGCCACCGAUGAGCUCCAGCCUCAGCCUGCCCGGGCUCCUCCUCCCGAAGACCCCCUCUGUAAACUUAAAAAACUGGCCAAGAACGAAUGCCACGUCAAACGCUUUGACCGAUACAAAUUCGAAGUCACAAUGGGCAUGCCGCUGGAGAGGAAGACCAGGAACGGGACGAUCAUAGAGGACGAAGACGCGACGAAGGACAUAGUUCUACGGGCCAGCAAUGAGUUUAAGUCUGUGCUUUUACACUUGAACACAGGAAGCCUGGUGGAGUUCAGCACCAUACUGGAGGGGCGUCUCGGCUCCAAAUGGCCCGUGUUUGAACUGAAAGCCAUCGACUGCAUGUCGUGCGGCGGCUCCAGCGUGCCCAGCCGCAGGCAACACAAGAUCGAGCACGACUGGAGGCGCACGACGCAGAAUGCCCUGCAGUUUGGUUUUGACUUCUUCUUCAACCCCUUCCUGACGGCUAAGCUGGAGCCUCGCUCGGAAACAGAGACUGACUCAGAGACUGUGACAGAGGAGACGGGAUAGAGGGGGGGAAACCUCUGGCAGACGCACCUUAGGUACAAAUGUUAAAUUGAUACAAUGAGAUGUGAUAAAAUGUGUGUAAUGAAAACACUUCCUGCGGUGGAAGAACAUUAAUGAUCGUACACCUCCGUUCUCGACACAAUCUUAUUGCAAUUUUGCAGGAGAGUUACUGUAGUCGAGUGGACCGUUUGUGUUUGCGUUCUUAUAGCUUUGAAGCCAAAAUGUGUGUGAGUACAUAAUAUAAUAAGAAUGUAAUUGACAAAGGGGAGAAACAAGCUAAUGAGCUUUUUAAGUAAUUCACUUAGUAAAAACACUAAAGUAGGGAGACCAUGAUCCAGACCUCUUCAGGUGGAGUCGGUCGAGCAUUUCUUUCAACGUUUCAUCCCAUUUAUGCUGCACUUUUGAUGUUCUCUAUUUUAUUUUAUUUUAUUCAAUAUCGUGACAUUUUGUGGCCAAAAUCAUCAGUAGACAUUUCACAGUUCCCUCGUUAUUCUGUGGUGUCAUUUCCUCCUGGUGUCUGUGACAUGUCCAGUUUGUAAUUUGGAAGUUGUCUGUACUGGAAAUUGCCUGAUGAGAUGGUCUCAGUUCAAUAAUAUUUUGGGAGAGAACUUUAAGCCUUAAACCUUUUUAAAGGUUCAACUGUGCUUGUAUUUAUUACAGAGCAGUUUUCCAUGUUUGUUUCGGCCCUCAUGUGUCUCACUGUUUUAUUUCUCCUCCUUUGUUUGUCCCCAUCUCUGCUGUGCGGUGAUGAUGUGUUUGAAAACAGGAUGUCACUACUGUUUUCUAUUCUGUGACUCAUAAAUAUGAUGGAAAACA
This is a messenger RNA of Scophthalmus maximus (turbot), 3961 nucleotides long. It is a transcript of the gene wfs1b, whose product is annotated as Wolfram syndrome 1b (wolframin). Bases 218 to 3148 code for a protein of 976 amino acids. NCBI's taxonomy places the organism in Eukaryota, Metazoa, Chordata, Actinopteri, Pleuronectiformes, Scophthalmidae. The transcript is spliced from 10 exons. Gene Ontology annotation, cellular component: endoplasmic reticulum; endoplasmic reticulum membrane. Gene Ontology annotation, biological process: endoplasmic reticulum unfolded protein response; calcium ion homeostasis. Gene Ontology annotation, molecular function: protein binding. The record is from RefSeq and is a predicted model, not a curated record.